This is a messenger RNA of Centruroides sculpturatus (bark scorpion), 1863 nucleotides long. RefSeq names its product T-cell activation Rho GTPase-activating protein-like. The record is from RefSeq and is a predicted model, not a curated record. Gene Ontology annotation, biological process: signal transduction. Gene Ontology annotation, molecular function: GTPase activator activity. The transcript is spliced from 6 exons. NCBI's taxonomy places the organism in Eukaryota, Metazoa, Arthropoda, Arachnida, Scorpiones, Buthidae. The annotation marks the transcript as partial.
GACGUGAGUGGGCUUGUUGUAUACNAUAAGAAGAAAACAAAAAAAUUGAAAAAAGGUCCAUUCAUUCCUUGGCCAUUCCGUCGUCAAAUUAGUAAGCAAAACGUGAACCAGGAAGAUAAGAAUUGUGUUUCCCGAGGUCAACUGUUCGGUCAGUCAUUGGAAAAAGUGUGUCAACAAAGUCUACCGAAGCCUAUAUCGGCAAUUUUAGAUCAAUUGUACGAGAAGGGACCUCAUACCGUUGACAUCUUUCGAAAAUCGGCUACAACCAAGGCAUGUAAAGAAAUGAAGACAGCUUUAGAUAAAAAUCCCGAUUAUAAAAUAGAAAUGAAGCCAACUAUUGUUUUGGCUUGUGUAUUAAAGGAUUAUUUGAGAUGUUUGCCUGAUUGUCUUCUAUCUUCUAAUUUGUAUGAGGAGUGGUUAGAAACUGUUGAUAUUCAACCAGAAUGGAAAAGAAAAGAAACUGUUACCAAUUUGUUGAAUAGAUUACCCCCUCAAAAUAUUCAACUUCUUAAACAACUUUUGUGUGUUUUAUGGAAGAUAAGUCAAUAUUCUUCAGAAAAUAAAAUGACUUCAUAUAAUCUUGCUGUUUGCAUGGGCCCUACUCUGUUAUGUCCUACUGAUCCUGGAAAGUCUUUUUUGAUGUCUGAGGAUGUAUCAAAAAAGACACCAUCAUUAGUGUGUUAUCUUAUCGAUAAUUGGCCAGUUUUAUUUCACGAAGAAUACAAUCAAAUCAUGGACGAAAGGCAGGAUUCUGGAGCGGAAGAAUCUGAUAGUUUUCACGGUGGAGGAGGUGGUUUCAGAAGAGAUGAUUCUUCAGUCGACAGUUUAGAAAGAGAUUGUUUAGAAACGAGUGCGAAACUUUCGCUUACAAAUAUAAGCCGUGAUUCUGGUCUAACUUUAAGUGACACACAAUUAUACAACGAAAACGAAGAAUGCACAAAAAGUGUUCCCCAUUUAUCCUCAAUCAGUGGAACGUGCUGUCAAGUUGUAAGAAGACGUAAGUUAGUUCGAACUGAUAAAACACCAACCAAAUGGUGUCACAGUAUGCAAAAUCCUCAUCUGGCAUCGGAAGAUUCCUUAUUUCAAAAGCGGCCGGCCCUUCAUCGUAAAGGGAGAGCUCCAUCUCCACCCAUGAAACCACUCAAACCUUCAUCUCCUCAUCCCAGAAGAUUGUUAUACGGUCACAGAGCGGAUCGUCACGCGGUAUGGUUCGCAGCUCAUUGCAGAUCACCAGGAUGGAAACGAAGUCAAUCUACCUCCCACAUCGAUCUCAUCGAUUCGGAUGGCGAUAACACGCCUAAUAUAUCCAGAAGCAGUUCACUAGUGCGCGAUUCCUCAACCAUGAAAGCCAACGCCGAUAUGAGGAAGCAAGAACAAUUAUCAUUAAGCGCCAAAGCUAAACAAUUAUACGAAGAAUCGGUACGACUCUAUAACGAGCAAUUAGCCGAUACCCAUAGGGCAGUAUUGGUUAAAGUAGAUAGCGAGGACAAUUUAGAUUCGUCUCCAAAAAUACACAGAUGCUUACAGAGGGCCGUCAGCGAGGGCACGUCGGUUCGGCUUCGACAUUUGCCACCGGUUCACGUGAGUGACGCUCAAUUGGCUCAACCAUCCAGAAGUCGUUCGGAAACGUGCCCUAACGAAAUCAGUUGGAGUGUUGCUCAAUUAAGGGCAAUGUUUGCGCACCCGCCACCUUAUCGUCCCCCUCCACCUCCCGUCGUUAGAACUCUUUCUUUGGACAGUAAAAACAGCGAGGAGGAAUCGUUCGUUUAAGUUAUUUUUCCAACCGGUAACAAUUGUACAUUAAUACUAACACAUCCUGUACAGUUUUUUGUAAGUAUUCAAUUAAACUAAAUUUAAAAGUAA